AUGGAGGAGCUAAGUGUCAUGAUGUGGCGGACUAAUCUUGCAGACGGUGUUGCGAUCAACAACGAGGCUAACAUUACUCCUGUCGGUAAUCCUCAACCGACCCUGGCGUACAGCCUAACCCGCGCUAUUCCGGAAUGCGGGAACGAUUCUACUCGCGUCAACAAUCUCGCUAGUCUUUUUCUUCGCCAUAUAAACGGUGAACAUCAGUUCACGCGUUAUAAGACGACUGAACCGUUCUCCAGUUACCCCGACGAGCAGGCCGAUCUACUAUUCCUCCAUUCGGCGAUGUUAGCAGCUGGAGCGACAUUUGAGCAUCAGCCGGACUCACUGGAAGUGAGCAAUCAAUUUGCGGAGCUGAGUGAGAGUUUAGUCUUCACAUGCUUCAAGAAUGCACCAUCUAUCCACAUUAUCCAGGGUCUCUGUAUCCUGUCAUGGCGGUCUCUCGCGCUGGGGCACGAUCAUAUUGGGUGGGCAUUCCUUUCUAUGGCUGCGGGACUGGCUGUGCAUCUUAAGCUACAUGUUCUGGUUUUAGAUGAGGUUGCAUCACAACAUCUGAAGCCAACAAUAGCCAGUGCACAAGCCUUUUGGUCUUUUUACAUGACUGAUCGCACAUCAAUCUCCAUACUAGGGAGAAAUUGUAUCCUUCCGUGGCGUCGCGUGAAUGUGCCUACGAUCGAUGCAUUUUUCUCUGAAGGAGAGGGAGAUCUUACCGAACUCUCCUUUGCAUGGCAGUGUAAAUUGUGGUACAUGCACGACCAGAAUAUGGAUCAGAUAUUCUCGUCCUCCUUCGAGAAGUGCAGUGUUUCCGAUCAAGUCGCUCUUCUCAUUUCGAUGCAUGAAACUCUAAAUCGAUUCAUGAAGUUGCGAGAUUCGCGGCUCGAUCUUGGUCGCGGGGUUACUCCAAAGCCUGUAUUGCUUUUUCAUAUGGCAUACCAAAUGACCCUUUUGAUAACCAUGCCUCCGUUCCUUCGACUGUUUGCCCUGGCCCGAACUGAGGGGCAGGUAUCACAUGCAAGACCUCUUGUUCUGCAAUCUAUCACGUCUGCUGCUUCAUCCAUGAUCCAGCUUGUGCAAAACUAUUGCAAGUGGUAUGGAUUUGAACAUGCAAAUCCUCUUCUGAUACAUCAUCUUCUCAGUGCAUCCAUCGUGCAUUUGAUGAAUACAACGACAAAAAUACCUACAUUCCGACGCUACAGUACUCGAUCAGUGAGAAAAUGUCUGACACUACUACAUGAACUGGGCCGGUAUUGGGAGCUUCGAUCACAAAAGAGCAUAAACGCAAUCAAAACAUUAGCCCAACGCUGGAAGGUGGAAGACGUGUUGCUACCUGAUGAGAACUUCGAUCUCAGUGAUGGAAAUGGCGGCGCAUUAGAUCAUAUACCGCCGUUUGUGGGGAGUUUCGAUUCAAGUCCUUCGAACGCUGGUCAAACGGCACAGCAGAGUUUUGAUGCUCCUCACUUUUCUCGCUUUCACCCAGAACUCGAUAGUGGCCUUCCAGAUGACACAGAGCAGCAAUAUGAUCUUUCUAUUAUGGAUCUACCUGCAUCAGGUGACGACCACUUCGGUCUUUCGUCGUUCUUCCCUAAUUUUGGCGAAGUUGGUGAUUUAUUCUGGAACUCUGAGUGCUAG
This is a messenger RNA of Penicillium cataractarum, 1629 nucleotides long. Its product is annotated as fungal specific transcription factor domain-containing protein. The record is from RefSeq and is a predicted model, not a curated record. NCBI's taxonomy places the organism in Eukaryota, Fungi, Ascomycota, Eurotiomycetes, Eurotiales, Aspergillaceae. Gene Ontology annotation, molecular function: zinc ion binding; DNA binding. The transcript is spliced from 2 exons. Bases 1 to 1629 code for a protein of 542 amino acids. Gene Ontology annotation, biological process: DNA-templated transcription.